AUGAAGAAAACAGGGGGCGGCGGUGGAGCUGCCGGCGACAAAAAGAAGGGCCGCCGCUCCGACUCCGUCGCCUGCACCGCUCCUAGGAAGCAGGCUGUAAGAGAGGAUGUUUUCCAGAUAUUUGCCGAGCGAGUUAGGAAUCAUAAGGAUCUGGAGUCUAGGUGGGCUGUCUUACAGGAGACUCGAGUCGAAUAUUUUAGAGGAAAAGAUCUUGUUAGUUUUUUGAAAAGUCAUCCAGAACUCAAGGACUUACUUGAACAAGAUAAGAACUUAGAAACUGAAGAUAUUGCUAACAUUUUGCUGAGAAAGAGUCUUAUAGUGCGAUGUGACCGUGUUGUCAAAACUGUUCGGCCUGGAAAGAGAAAGUUGUCUACUUGGCCUGCGCAUUUGGAGAUAUUUGCAGAUCAAGUGUUCUCUGGUAAUGAUGCUUUUUUCGCUUGGACUUUUGUGAACCGAAGGCCACUAUGGCAGACUCUACUCUCGUUUUUCUGGCCUGUUUUGACUCUGGCCAUCUGCUUGUUCCCUGUGUAUCCCCACCAAGUCAAGAUUCUUAUACUCUACUUCUGCGCUGGUGUACUGCUUCUCAUACUCUGCCUCCUUCUACUGAGGGCCCUUGUGUUUGGAGCUUUGUGGAUCGUUUUAGGGAAACGUGUAUGGUUCUUCCCAAACAUACUUGCAGAGGAAGCCACACUGAAGGAAUUAUUCCAAUUUUGGCCACAGAAGGAUGAGGGUGAUCGGCCCAAGUGGACAGCCCGAUUGUUUUACGCGUUGGUGGCCGUUCUCGUCAUUAUACUUUUGAGGCACCAUGCUCCUGAUGAAGCUGCUAGAGCCAGGUACCAGAAGAGGGUGUCCAAUAUAAUUGAUGAUGUUCUUGAUUGGUCCCCUAAGCUUGCCCUGUCGGGCAUGAUGGACAAGCAGAACGUGACUGCUUCCAAGAACGUCACAGAUGGUGGGCCCGGGUCCGAAUAUACAGAAGGUGAAAAAACGGGAGCCGGAGGCUGA
Striga hermonthica is the source of this 1002-nucleotide messenger RNA. Lineage: Eukaryota; Viridiplantae; Streptophyta; Magnoliopsida; Lamiales; Orobanchaceae. The record is from the annotation of a GenBank genome assembly.